UGGCGGCUAGUUGGUAACCGUCAGGCGUCGCGUCUCGCGCGUACAGGAUAUCUUCCUCGGCUGUUAACAGUGGUGCGCAGGUCGUGUGGACGGACGGUUCGUUGUUGUCCUCUUCUAGCUACUGAAAGUGUUCAAGAAGCGCUACAGAGACUUGUUGUCGAGAGUUGUUCACCCAGGUCGGAUCAACUAUACCCCCAGCCCCAAGAGCCAGUGAUUGCAGUGGAUGAUCAAGUCAUGGCUCCAAGUGGAGGAGUUCUGGUGUUGCUUCUACUAAUUCCAGCCCACUGUUUUGCCCAAGAGAUUCUCCAUGCUCCCGAGAGUACAACUGUCUUUCUAAACCAACCGGCAGUUUUUACAUGUGAAACAACUGGUGGUAUAACUUCGUGGAGUGUCAAUGGAACACAACGAGAAAUCCUUUUACCUGAGAUACGUGUUGAUCUGGUUGUUUCAGAAAAAUACCACUCCUGAAGGUACUACAGUGCAGAAUCUGACCAUUCCAGCCAGAGCCCAGUACAAUGGAACUAGAAUUCAGUGUCAGUCAGGGUUAUUUGGUGGCUCCUCCGUGGAGAGUGACAACGCAACAUUGACCAUUCAAGGUAUUACGUCAGAAGUAGGUGAUUUGAGAACCAUUAGCAAUGCCAGCUCAGUGACCAUCUCAUGGAGUGCUCCAUUCUCUCUGAAUGUGACUGGUGUUGAUCCUGAUAUCUGGUACUCUGUCCUCAUCUACAAUGUGACAGAUGAGAAAACCCAACAGCCAUCCUCUGUACUGACUGUAUCAAUAUCACUGAGACACACUACACCUUCACUCCUGACUACCUCAGUCCUUGUCAUGUGUACAACUUCUCUGUCAUCCCUCUGAAUGGAGCUGGCCAGGGAGAGAGCAGUCCCUUUAUUACUGGAUAUGUUAUCAACUUGUCAGCACUUAUAGAGACUCACAUCCGAGCUAUCUCUAGGGAUGAGAACAAUGUUACGUUUACGAGUAAUCCCACCAGUGGAUUUUGUAGUAGCUGGAGAGUCACUCCUGAUGUAGAUGAUGAUGAUCUUGUCAUUGAAGAGCCACCAUCACCAGAAGGACCAGAUGUCACCUACCAACUCCGUGCUGACAAUAGAUAUUCAUUCCUGGUGUCCCUGUCUAAUACCACUAGUGGAGUAGCCCCCCUGCGGAUCAAUUUCACUACUUAUGAUGUCCAGAGUGCUGCCGCUGACACCACCAAGGGUACCAAUAAUAAGAUAAAUUUAAAUGGAGAGUUCAUUAAAGACACGACGGCUAAAGGGUGUUUCGUAGUUUUACAAUGUGAAUAUGGAAAUCCUGAUGUGUUCAUAGCCCUACUACUGCCUGAUGACUCCAGCACCUAUGUACAGAGUACUAUUCAUGACAUUUUAUCUUCAACGUACAAUAUGUUUGUCUAUGACCUUGAGGAAGAUGGACUGCCUGACAGCCAUCCUGCUGUUGAACAGAACACUACUGUCAAUGUUACGGGGAACGGUCCCAUCGCUGAUGCAGAAUCUGAAUUUAUAAACAAUGCCAGUUUGUACUGGAAUGGGUCAGCAGUGACUAUCACGUGUGAGUUCAAAGAAGGUAUAGAGGGAGCCUCAUGUGUCCUGGUCUAUCGAGAGUAUGGUAACAAGACACUACUGAUGAAGAAAUAUCACCAGAACACUGUCUUCCCUAAGACACUGACUGUUGGUGGAGAUCUUGAGAAAUACACAUUUGCUAUAUUUGGAAAGGAUGGUUCCAUAGUCGAUCAAAGACCAAUUAUAGCAGGAAGAAUGAAUGUUACCGAGACAACUACACCAACUAUUACCGAAGCAACAUUCUCUGAUGGAAGAGUAUCAUCAGUUGCUAUUGGAGUGUCAGCUACUGUAUUGUGUAUCAUCGUUAUUCUUGUCAUCUUGGCUGUAGUGUGCUGAUUUUGUGGAGGAAGUCACACAAAGGUGGUUACAGCUCCUCUGAUGUAGUUCCCAGUUGCUUUUGUUCUCCUUCCCCGAGUGAAUGCAGUAAUGCUAGUGUAGCCAGCGGUUCUCAACUGAUAUCAGAUGAUGGUGGAACCAAACCUAAAAAGGAUGGACCUGCUGAAGGAGAAGCCAAACCUCCAUUUAGUGGGAAGUCCUCGUACCAAAGACAGGACGGUGACGUAAGUGUGAGCACUCCUCCAGUGAUAUCCAAACAAAAGGGGGUAUACACCGAUGUGGAACUCCCAACAUCAGGAGUGCAACCCCCUAUCCCAGAGGACUCCAUAGUCCAGUACACGGAGGUUGACAUCAGAACUACUCAUAAAAUGGCCCUUUCUCAAUAUGCUGACCUGGGACCUCUUCCUACCAACAGGCCAAACCCCCCCAAGAUUGAGACCAAGACACAGUGUCCCUAUGUUGAUGUCCUACCUCACGCCACUACUCCUGACAAUGGCAACGGAGACAAGAAGAAUGCAGACAAGGCAACACCCAAAGGACCCCCCACAGUGGAGUCAGUGAUGUCACUGUUGUGGGGUGUGGCAGGUCGUUGGAAGGAGAUAGCAGAGGGUCUGGAGUUUGAUGAGGAUCUGAUUGAUGAGAUAGACACCAACAACGACACUGAUGAGGGCUGUCUGCAGGUGUGUGUGGGGAUGUGGGUCACCAAACUACAGCCAUCCUGGGAGAAACUGUCUCAUGUACUGAAGGAACUGGGGGAAGUGGAACUGGCCCGUCAGGUCGGGAGUGAAGAGUCUCAGCCACAAGUCAAGUCCUUUCAGUGCACUAGCAAGGGUGAUAGUGAGGUGGUGACUGGUACUCAUGGAAAUACACCGCCCCUCACUGACAGCAAUAUUGAUGGAAACAGAGGAGUCGAGAAAUUGAUGGCAGACGAGGAGCCAAAACCAGUUGUUCACCAAUCCUCUGCUCUGUCUGGUGAUGAGAAAGUUUAUUACUGCUAUACAAGUGUGGAGGAAGGUAUCAUACCAAGUCAAGAAUUGACUACUACCUUCUUCCACAAACCUAAGAGUCGCUACAUUCUUAAAGUGGAUGGUGCCUGUGUGGUUGUAGUCAACAUCAAUGCCCGUCCUGGUGAUAUUUCACUAUCAGUUACUGAGGGUUCAGUUAACAUGCAGCAAACAGAUCACUUCAGGCAGAGGUCUGUUGCCAGAUCUGAGCCGACCAGCAAACCGACUGAGCCUCAGCUAGAUUCAUCUCACCCUGGAUGUGGUGGUAGCUAUGAGGUUGUGAAUGGGGUGGAACGAGCAAUCCUACCUUUUGAUGACAAUGAUGGUGAAAACAGGGGAGCGAAGAGCACAAUGCCAAAUGGAUCUUCAACCUUACCCUAUCUGAACAACUUCACUGUGCAAGGGGGGAAAGAGUAUGAUAAAGCCCUAGCAGAAAGCCCUUUGACAACCAAAGGCAAGAGACAUCACACCUUUGACACUCCAAUGUUGGCACAUGGUGCUGGUAGUAUAUGUUUUGCUGAGGAAAACAUUUGUGUUCUUCCGGUGAAUAAUGAAGGAGAAGAAGAUUCUCAUCCCGACCCAACUGGAUCUUGGAGACAAGAGUCAGCAGACAACUCCUGCACUGUCCAGGGUGAUGCCAGGGAUAUGGUGCCAGAGGGUGAUGAAAUAAUUCCUUUCGCAAACAUCCCGCCUACCUUGCCACACAAAGAUGCAGGCAAAUGUGUGUGUCCUCCACUUGGCUUUGAAGCCAAAGAAGGAGAGCUUGUUGUGGGAGGCCUAAAUGAGAAGUCCAGCCUCCUCGACCCCAGUUCUGUUGAGCCAUCCCCAGUGGCGGUUCAGCCCCAGCCUGAGGAUUCCACUUCUCUCCAGUCUGAGAUCCAGCUACAAGAGAGUGGCCGUUCAUCUGAACUAGUCCCCAGACACCAAGGGAGAGAGAAUGACAUGACCAAACCCAUGAAGUGGCAAGACCACAACCAAGGGGUGCUGGUGAGGGGCUUGCAGAGGUUGGGAGUGCCUCUGUCCUGCAUUCUUUUGAUGACAGGCACCAAGAGCUGUUGUAAAGUACAUAUUCCUGAUGCCAGCUACAAAUAAACUAUUAAAUCUAAACAUACUAGAAUGUAGUUGUUAGAAUACCUAGUUGUUUUACCUAGCUAGUUGUCUUAAUGUUCUGUGUCACUGUAUUUUUAUAUGUGACAGGCUCUGCUGGGCACUGCACAUACCGUAAUUUUCUACAUAUG
This is a messenger RNA of Geodia barretti, 4153 nucleotides long. The record is from the annotation of a GenBank genome assembly. NCBI's taxonomy places the organism in Eukaryota, Metazoa, Porifera, Demospongiae, Tetractinellida, Geodiidae.